Molecule: messenger RNA, 777 nt
Organism: Sporothrix schenckii 1099-18
Lineage: Eukaryota; Fungi; Ascomycota; Sordariomycetes; Ophiostomatales; Ophiostomataceae
Exons: 1
Coding region: 1-777 (258 amino acids)
Molecular function (GO): acyltransferase activity, transferring groups other than amino-acyl groups
Source: RefSeq, a predicted model, not a curated record
AUGUCCGUGUCUUACAAACUUGAGGCCGUCACCAUCGACGAUGUCACGGCCGUGGCCCGUAUGAGCGCCGAUGCCUUUAAGACCGACCGCCAGACGCAAAUGAAGGCCCUCGGCAAGGAACAGCCCUUUGAUAUGGAACAGUACACACUGCAGACGCUGCCCAGCACGCUCACGAGCCCCCGCCGCGUCGUGCUCAAAGUCGUCGAUCCCGAUACUCGCCACAUCAUGGGCUAUUGCAACUGGGGCUUCCACGGCUUUGCGCCCGAUGAGAUGCCCGUCGUCCCAGGACGGGCGCCCAAACCGGCCACCACACCGCCGGCAGCGAAAGCAGAUCAUGCACCACGAAAAGAAGACACGCCCCCGGCAGACCCCAUCAAGCGGCUCGAGGCACUGACGGGCGCCGACAUGCAGGCCUGGAUGGACGAGGUUAUGCCGGCCAACCCACCAGAUGGACCGCCCAAGGUCCGCUGUCUUUUUGUCAUUGGGCUCACCGUGUCACCGCAGUACCAGGGCCGCGGUGUUGGCUCGGCGCUCUUGCGGUGGGGAACGGACCUCUGUGACGCUCACGGGGUCUUCGCCUGGGUCCACUCGUCGGAGCCGGCAUGGAAGAUGUAUGCCAAGUCAGGCUUUGAAGUUAUUCGGUCACUGGACGUGGAUCUUGAUGAAUAUGCACCGAUGCCGCCGCCCGCUGCAGAAGGCCCUGGGGCGGUUUGGGGGCAUUACAUUUUUCGAUAUAUGAAAUACCUUCCCAAGGGAGGUGACAAGAGAGACAAUUAG